Messenger RNA from Hevea brasiliensis (rubber tree), 2418 nucleotides. Its product is annotated as patellin-3. Bases 125 to 2002 code for a protein of 625 amino acids. The transcript is spliced from 4 exons. Gene Ontology annotation, molecular function: lipid binding. The record is from RefSeq and is a predicted model, not a curated record. Lineage: Eukaryota; Viridiplantae; Streptophyta; Magnoliopsida; Malpighiales; Euphorbiaceae.
CUACCCUUCCCUCUCAACUCUUCUGUUCUCUCUCUCUCUCUCUCAAAUCACCCUUCUCUGUAAACACUGGUUCCUUUUUUCUUGAUCUAUCCAAAGCAAAUCGUCAUCAUCAUCAUCAUCGGCCAUGGCUGAGGUGACCCAGAAGCCGGCAGCACCUGCAGCGGAGGCUCCUUCUAGUGAGGAAGUGGUAGUGGAGAAGCCCGUUACUGAGAAGGAUCCUCCAGCUACUCUUGAAUCAGAACCUCAGGCACCGGGAAAGCCUGCACCUGUGGUUGAAGAGGAGGUCGUCGCUGUUGAAGCUGAGAAACCUAAGGAAACUGGGGAAGUGAAAAUUGCCCAAUCCGUUUCUUUUAAGGAAGAGACUAAUGUUGUUGGGGAACUCCCUGAGUCUCAAAAGAAAGCCCUUGAUGAGUUAAAACAGCUCAUCCAAGAAGCACUUAAUAAACAUGAGUUCACUACCCCGCCCCCGCCACCUGUGAAAGAGGAGGAGAAGCCGGCUGAGCCCGAGAAAACUGAGGAGAAGGUGGAGGAGAAAGUUGAAGUGAAGGAGGAGGAAAAGGUUGAAGUCAAGGAGAAACAGAAAACUCCAGAUGCUCCUUCUACUAGUGAAGAGCCCAAAACUGAAGAACCUAAAACCACCGAGGCUGAGACUGUAACUCCACCACCCCCACCGCCAGUGGAAGUGAAAGAGGAAGAGAAGGUUGAAGUGAAAGAAGAGGAGAAGGUGGAAGUGAAGGAAGAAAAGAAGGGUGAACCACCGGCAGAAGCUGUUGUGGUCGCUGAAGUAGUGGUGGCGAAGGUGACUACUGUAGAUGAGGAUGGAGCCAAGACAGUAGAGGCAAUUGAGGAGACCGUAGUAGCGGUUUCUUCGACUCCUCCUGCUGCAGAGGAGCCAGCCCCUGCUAAAGAAGUCGACGCAGCUCCAACAGAGGAAACCAAAACAGAGGAAACUCCUGCUCCUCCACCACCACCGGAGGAAGUUUUCAUCUGGGGAAUUCCACUAGUUGGAGAUGAGAAGAGCGAUGUGAUCCUCUUGAAAUUCCUGAGAGCCAGGGAUUUCAAGGUGAAGGAUGCCUUCAUUAUGAUCAAGAACACAGUGCGCUGGAGAAAGGAGUUUGGAAUUGAUGCUCUGCUUGAAGAAGACCUUGGAAAUGAAUUGGAAAAGGCUGUGUUUAUGCACGGAUUUGACAAAGAAGGUCAUCCUGUGUGCUAUAAUGUUUUUGGUGCUUUUCAGGACAAGGAGCUGUAUCAGAAUUGCUUUGCUAAUGAGGAGAAGCGUGUGAAAUUUCUGCAGUGGAGGAUUCAGUUCUUGGAGAGGAGCAUUAGGAAGCUUGAUUUCAGUCCCAAUGGUAUCUGCACUAUUGUCCAGGUCAACGAUCUCAAGAAUUCUCCGGGGCCUGCUAAGAGGGAGCUUAGGCAGGCCACCAAUCAAGCCGUUGCUUUGCUUCAAGAUAACUAUCCUGAAUUUGUUGCGAAACAGGUCUUCAUCAACGUUCCAUGGUGGUACCUUGCUUUCAAUAGGAUGAUUAGUCCUUUCCUGACACAGAGGACCAAGAGCAAGUUUGUUUUCGCUGGUCCAUCCAAAUCUGCUGAGACCCUUUUCAGAUACAUAGCUCCUGAACAAGUGCCAGUUCAGUAUGGUGGACUAAGCAGGGAAGGUGAACAGGAAUUCACCGUUGCUGAUUCUGCCACAGAGGUUAUAAUUAAGCCAACCACCAAACAUACCGUUGAAUUCUCAUUUUCUGAGAGGUGCCUUCUGGUUUGGGAACUCCGAGUAGUGGGUUGGGAUGUGAGCUAUGGAGCUGAGUUCGUGCCUAGUGCAGAGGAUGGUUACACUGUUAUUGUAUCAAAAACCAGGAAGGUUAGCCCAACUGAUGAGCCUAUAAUCUGUGACUCCUUCAAGAUUAGUGAAUCCGGGAAGGUAGUACUCACUAUUGAUAACCAAACCUCCAAGAAGAAGAAGCUCCUCUAUAGGUCCAAGACUAAACCCCUGUCUGAUUGAGCUUCAACAAUCCAAUGCCAUUGUGGGGUUUCAAUUUCGAAUCAAUUAGAAGACAUGAAAUGGAGUUGCAGAAAUAAGAAAUCUUUUGUCAUUUAAAACAGGUUUUUUUUUUUUAAUCUUCUUUUAAAGUUAAUUUUUGUUCUAGAGUCUGGGGCAUUUAUUUAUAUUUUUUAUUAGUUUUGUUGGGGGGAUUUUGUUAGUUGGUGUUGGAUUUGAUACUUAUUACUGAUAAAAAAACAAUCUGGGUUUGGGUUGGAUAGACACACUUGAGGUUUUAUGUAUUGUGGAAUAUAAAUGUUUGCAGUCUCCAAUGUGGACAGUAUCUCUGUUAUCAUUCUUGAUACUCUUGCCUGUAAAAUUUGUGUAAAUUUGAUGUGGAAAACUUCUCUUCUAUUUGAUCAUCCGUUGCAGAUUAA